AUGGCUCUUAGGUUGCUUCCGGGGCUGAAGAGGAGUUUGAGUCCCGCUUGGCCGAUCGCCGCACGUUUCACCUCUACUCUCACCGCGACCGCUGGUGAAAACUCCCUCGCGAUCCCGUCUCUCAACACAUCCUUCUCCUAUCAAUGGCUACGGGAUUCUUGUCAAUGCCCGUCAUGUGUUCAUCCUUCCACACGUCAGAAGCUCCAUCGCACUUCGGAUAUUCCCUACAAUGUCGCCCCUGCUAAAGAGGGUGUUCGCGCCGGGCAGGAUGGCGUACACAUCAAAUGGACAAGCGGGCAUACCUCGUUCUAUCCUUCCGCAUUCCUUGAACGCUACGCCUCAUCCGAGAGACUGAACACCUUCCACAAGGAUGUCCACAAGCAGUCGUGGAACGCAAAAUCGAUCUCUCAGUCUUCGGAUCUAUUCUUGAGCUACGGCUCGCUGCGUUCCGAUGUCGGCCUGCUCGAUGCUAUAACCCAGCUAUCGAAGUAUGGUUUACUUUUCUUGACCGGUGUACCGAAUACGGAGACAUCAGAUGAGCGUUGUGAGGUCAGGCGGGUGGCAGAUACGUUUGGACAAUUGAGGUCGACUUUCUAUGGGGAGACAUGGGAUGUCAAAAACAUUGUGAAUAGCCGCAAUAUCGCGUAUACCAAUCUCUUCCUGGGAUUGCACACGGAUCUCUCGUAUUUUGAACAUCCGCCACGGUAUCAAAUCCUCCACUGUAUUCGCAACAGGGUCAAGGGAGGCACAUCCAUCUUCGUCGAUUCUCUCCAUGCGGCAAAAGCGCUUCGACAGAUUGACCCAACUGCUUUUUCGAUCUUGUCUUCCACUCCCGUGUCCUUCCACUAUAUCAACGAUGGGCAUCACCUGCACUACAACCAUCCCACCAUCCAGCACUCUCCUUUGGGCAACGAGAUUUCGUACAUCAAUUACUCGCCUCCGUUCCAGGCUCCAUUACCACGCGACACGCCACCUGGAUUCUACACGGCCCUGGAGCGCUUCAGUAACUUGAUGGAGGGUCCAGAGGCUAGGUUCGAGUAUACACUGAAGGAGGGUGAUGUGGUCAUAUUCGAUAAUCGGAGAGUCUUGCAUGCAAGGACGGCAUUUAUGGAGGCUGAGGAAGGCGCGGGCGGCGAAGAGACAAAUCGGUGGUUGAAAGGAUGUUAUUUCGAAGCCGACAGGAUGGCUGAUCGAGGCAGAAUUCUCAGAGAAAAGCUAGAGAGCGUGGCACUAUAG
Messenger RNA from Heterobasidion irregulare TC 32-1, 1236 nucleotides. RefSeq lists its product as uncharacterized. The transcript has 2 exons. NCBI's taxonomy places the organism in Eukaryota, Fungi, Basidiomycota, Agaricomycetes, Russulales, Bondarzewiaceae. Bases 1 to 1236 code for a protein of 411 amino acids. Gene Ontology annotation, molecular function: oxidoreductase activity. Gene Ontology annotation, biological process: carnitine biosynthetic process. The record is from RefSeq and is a predicted model, not a curated record. Gene Ontology annotation, cellular component: mitochondrion.